AUGGGGUGCCUCUGGCAGACGACGGCCGCGGGCGGCGGGGCCAGACGGAGAUGCAAUUAUGCAAGACAGCGAGUACCUUUAUCUGGAGCAUAUCUAGUUCGAUUGGGCUUGGGACUGUGGUCGCCGGAGGAAACAUAUAAGUGGAAACCACGGACCUACAAACGAGACAAACUCUUUCCCGACACUAUUUUCCCGCUACGCGGGAUCACCGAAACUACACUCCCCCCUCCCAAAUACGCCCCCACCCGAGUUUAUCGCCGUUUCCUAGACCGCCAGUUGGAAUAUUUGCCUCCGGAGAACUUUCAAUGCACUAGAAUGCAGAUAUUCAGUGGUUAGAUGCUGACAUAAUUGUUUGUUUCUCCAGGUCAACGUCCCGAAAACCCGUAAGACUUACUGCAAGGGGAAGACUUGCAGAAAACACACCCAACACAAGGUUACCCAGUACAAGGCUGGAAAGGUAUAGAAGCCCCAAGACACAUGAGUCUUAUUGUGGCCUUCCCGGAUUCUGUGCUAAAUUCUUUCACCAAAAAUGCUAGGCCUCUCUAUUCGCUCAAGGGAAGCGUCGUUAUGAUCGCAAGCAGUCAGGAUAUGGUGGCCAGACCAAGCCCGUCUUCCACAAGAAGGCCAAGACAACAAAGAAGGUUGUAUUGAGACUGGAGUGCACAGCCUGCAAGACCAAGGCCCAAUUGGCCCUGAAACGAUGCAAGCACUUCGAGCUUGGGUGCGUUCCUCCCACCCGUUCCAUCUCUAGAUGUUAUUGAUACUGAUUUCUUUUCCCAUUCACAGUGGCGACAAGAAGACCAAAGGUGCCGCAUUGGUUUUCUAAAUACAAAAAAUCUUUUUCGGUGUUACAUUUUGCUUUUUUUGUCCUUGGUCUUUCUCCCCCUGGCAGUGCGCCGUCGCCGGCUCGGGCUGGGAUUCUGCUGUGGUUGUAUCCAAUUACUAGCGGUAUCAUUUCGCAAAACCUAUCGGUUGGGAUUGGAAUAGAUGUUUAAACCCCCCAAUGUGCUUGUUUUGCGGGCGGGGAGGAUUCGGGCCAGUCUCAUCCCAUACCUAUCACUAAAUCCCCUCGAAAAUUCAGAGACAUAUCUCCCCUUUGUUUCCGGGUUCAGUGAUGAAUUUUCGCCGUUGAAGAACUCCAGUUUAAUACGAGCUUCCGUUGAGCCCGACCGGACCCUAGAUUCCUGCCAGUGUCAAUAAUUAUUAGUUUUUACUUGCUGCUCGACGCAGGACAGUCCUGAAGUCUUAUGAAGCCUACUAUCCUGUUAUAGGCGGAUAGAAUUACUCCUUGUGUCCACAAUUUUCUCUCGGCGGCACAACAUUCU
This is a messenger RNA of Tuber aestivum (summer truffle), 1325 nucleotides long. NCBI's taxonomy places the organism in Eukaryota, Fungi, Ascomycota, Pezizomycetes, Pezizales, Tuberaceae. The record is from the annotation of a GenBank genome assembly.